Molecule: messenger RNA, 759 nt
Organism: Trichomonas vaginalis G3
Lineage: Eukaryota; Parabasalia; Trichomonadida; Trichomonadidae
Exons: 1
Coding region: 1-759 (252 amino acids)
Source: RefSeq, a predicted model, not a curated record
AUGACUGCAAAACAAGCAAAAGAGGUUGACGAUAAUGAAAUGCAUCCCCCUCUUGAAGACUUCACAGUUGUUAAACCACUCAUUAGAUUCUAUGAUUAUAAAAAGCUCGCAGAAACUUCCAAAAAUGUAAUGAAAUUAUCUCAAGAAAUAACUAACUUCAAAGCGCCAAAAGUACCAAAUAAAUUUUUAUGGCCCAAGAAAUCUGAAAUUCCGCCGGAUGAUUUCGUCGAAGAUGAAGAAACUUCAGUAAUUGAACCUAUUGACCAAGUAGAGACAAAUAUCGUAGAAAUAAUACCACCUUUAGCUGCAUCUAAACUUGAAUAUGAUUUUCCUGCAACUAAAGAGCUGAAUACUUUAGCUCAAAUUCAAAGAAAAGAAUGUUUUGAUACAUCAAACUUAUUCGAACGAGAAGAAUGGAUGGCUCUAUCAAAUUAUUACGAUGCUCAGAUCAGAGAAAAUACUCAGCGUAAUGAAAUUGUUGAUAAACGCCCUAUAUCAGAUGCUCUUAGAUAUACGUCCAAACUUUCCGCAUUUCCGAUUGAUGUUGGCGGGCAAAAGUUUUACAAAUAUAAUAUACGUUGCGAAAAAAUGGAAAAACGCCAUAAAAGAACAAUGGAAAAAAUAAGUCAAGCGCAUGACCAUGCUUCUGAUGCUCUUAUGAACCACCAUAUACAUUGGAUGACCGCUUUUGGUGAUAUCCAAAAGAUUAAUGUUGAAAACGUGAAAAUUCCAAAAAUCCCUAUUCAACACUACGAAUGA